CAACAGCGAAAAGCACUGGAGGAGACGAAAGCCGUGAUACCAGCAGUCCGGGAACGCAUCACCAGCGCAAGGGAGAAGCUGGAGAGUCUUUUGGACAACGCAACCACAGACGAAGAACGCAACAAUGCUAUGGAGACCUUGAAGUCGGCUAAGGAGGCACAGAAGGACGAUCCAAUUGCCGGCGCCGAG
Molecule: messenger RNA, 189 nt
Organism: Exophiala aquamarina CBS 119918
Lineage: Eukaryota; Fungi; Ascomycota; Eurotiomycetes; Chaetothyriales; Herpotrichiellaceae
Product: tubulin binding cofactor A
Exons: 2
Biological process (GO): post-chaperonin tubulin folding pathway; tubulin complex assembly
Molecular function (GO): beta-tubulin binding
Source: RefSeq, a predicted model, not a curated record